Messenger RNA from Cajanus cajan (pigeon pea), 1284 nucleotides. RefSeq names its product putative UDP-arabinopyranose mutase 1. Gene Ontology annotation, molecular function: UDP-arabinopyranose mutase activity. NCBI's taxonomy places the organism in Eukaryota, Viridiplantae, Streptophyta, Magnoliopsida, Fabales, Fabaceae. Gene Ontology annotation, biological process: UDP-L-arabinose metabolic process; plant-type cell wall organization or biogenesis. Gene Ontology annotation, cellular component: Golgi apparatus; cytosol. The record is from RefSeq and is a predicted model, not a curated record.
CAUUGUGUUGUCCCUGUAGUAGCAUAUUAGAAUCUGUGAAUCCAAGGUAGGAAAAGAAGGAACCAUGUCAUCAGGGAUUUUGAAGGAGGAGGUGGACAUAGUGAUCCCAACGAUAAGGAACCUGGACUUCUUGGAGAAGUGGAGGCCAUUCUUUGAGGGAUUUCAUCUAAUAAUAGUGCAAGAUGGUGACCCUUCCAAGGUCAUCAAGGUUCCUCAAGGCUUUGACUAUGACCUUUACAACCGCAACGACAUCAACCGCAUUCUAGGUCCCAAGGCCCAUAUCAUUUCCUUCUUGGACGGUGCUUGUCGUUGCUUCGGCUUCUUGCUCUCCAAGAAGAAGUACAUCUUCACCAUCGAUGAUGACUGCUUUGUUGCCAAAGAUCCAUCUGGCAAAGAAAUUAAUGCCUUGCAACAACACAUUGAGAACCUUCAGACUCCAUCAACCCCAUUUUUUUUCAACACCCUAUAUGACCCAUAUAGAGAAGGUGCAGAUUUUGUUCGCGGAUACCCAUUUAGUUUGCGUGAAGGUGUCCCAACCGUUGUUUCUCAUGGUCUCUGGCUCAAUAUUCCUGACUAUGAUGCCCCAACUCAACUUGUCAAGCCUUUAGAGAGAAACACUAGGUAUGUAGAUGCAGUUAUGACUAUACCAAAGGGAGCUCUAUUUCCUAUGUGUGCAAUGAAUUUGGCAUUCAAUCGGGAAUUAAUUGGCCCUGCAAUGUACUUUGGACUAAUGGGUGAUGGUCAACCUAUUGGACGUUAUGAUGAUAUGUGGGCUGGCUGGUGCAUGAAGGUCAUAAGUGAUCAUCUAGGAUUGGGGGUGAAGACAGGUUUGCCUUACCUUUGGCACAACAAAGCUAGCAACCCAUUUGUGAACCUUAAGAAGGAGUUCAAAGGACUUUUUUGGCAAGAGGAAUUAAUCCCAUUUUUUCAAUCUGUAUCUCUUCCAAAAGAUUGCACAACUGCUCAAAAAUGCUACAUUGAACUCUCCAAGCAAGUUAAGGCAAAAUUUGGCAAGGUUGACGAGUAUUUCAACAAGCUUGCAGAUGCCAUGGUCAUAUGGAUUGAAGCUUGGGAUGAACUAAACCCGUCUGGGGCAUAAUUUAAUGCAUUGCCCAGUGGUUCAACAAAGUAAAAUAUUGAUCUUGAUCUAUCUAGAGAUAUGAAUUACUGGGCAUGGCAAAGUAGCAUAUCGUUAUCUUUAUUGUUUCUUUCUUUUCAUGUAACAAUAAAACUUGAGUGACUUCAAUACAAAUCAAUAAACAAAAAGUUAAGAUAUUUAUUAAA